Empidonax traillii (willow flycatcher) is the source of this 1278-nucleotide messenger RNA. Its product is annotated as mucosa-associated lymphoid tissue lymphoma translocation protein 1 homolog. Gene Ontology annotation, molecular function: cysteine-type endopeptidase activity. NCBI's taxonomy places the organism in Eukaryota, Metazoa, Chordata, Aves, Passeriformes, Tyrannidae. The transcript has 7 exons. The record is from RefSeq and is a predicted model, not a curated record. Bases 1 to 1278 code for a protein of 425 amino acids. Gene Ontology annotation, biological process: proteolysis.
AUGUUUGCUCUCCCUCACACCUCGUUCUCACCCCCAGGUUUGUUGUACUACGCCGGGCACGGCUACGAGAACUACGGCAACAGCUUCCUGGUGCCGGUGGACGCUCCGUGCCCGUACGGCUCCGGGAACUGCCUGUGCGUGCAGGACAUCCUGGGCAGGAUGCAGGCCAAGCACACGGGGCUCAACGUCUUCCUGCUCGACAUGUGCCGCAAAAGGAACGAAUACGACGACACAGUUCUCGUUUUGGACGCCCUGAAGGUCACAGCCAACAUUGUUUUUGGAUACGCCACGUGCCAAGGGGCAGAAGCUUUCGAGAUCCAGCAGUCGGGCUUGGCCAACGGCGUCUUCGUGAAGUUCCUGAAGGAGCGGCUGCUGGAGGACAAGAAGAUCACGGUGCUGCUGGAUGAGGUGGCAGAAGAUAUGGGCAGGUGCCCCCUGACCAGAGGCAGGCAGGCCCUGGAGAUCCACAGCAGCCUGUCGGAGAGGAGGGCCCUGAGCGACCCCGUGCAGCGAAGCUCGGCCUCGGCAGCGGCGCUGGCGCGGAACCUGCAGUGGGCAAAGGCGCACGAGCUCCCAGAGAGCACGUUCCUCGACUUCAGGUGCGGCGUGGGGAUCCAGCUGGGCUUCGCCGCCGAGUUCUCCAACGUGCUGAUCAUCUACACGCGGAUCGUCAGGAAACCCCCCGAGGUGGCCGCCUGCACAGCCCACGUCGCCGACUUCCCCCCCGACCUGGAUGUGGAUCCCAAACUGGCGAAUAAAGGAACUCCUGAGGAAACUGGGAGCUAUUUGGUGUCCAAGGAGCUUCCCAAACACUGCCUCUACACCAGGCUGAGCUCACUGCAGAAACUAAAGGAAAACCUGGUCUUCACUGUUUGCCUGCACUACGAGUACUCAGGAAUGGAAGAGCCCGUGGAGGAGAGGAAGGAGGUUAACCUGGGGAAGCCCCUCAUCGCUAAAUUAGGCCUCCAUCACGGCCUCAAACCCACCAACUGUCCCCACGCCUGUUAUCCUUUCCGGAAUCCCACGGAAUCCAGCCUUGGACAAGCAGCAAAAUACCACAUCCCCAAUCCCUGCCCACCGAUCUCCCGCCCGGCCGGCGUCGCGCCGCCGCGGGCGUGUUCCUGCCACGGCGAUUCCGGGAUGUCCGCUCCCGGGUGGGAAUUUUGGGACUGGUGCCCCGCCGUGGGAAACAGCAACGUGCCAGUGGAGAGCACUGAUGACACUGCUGAGCUGGGAUUGCUGCUCGCUGACAGCCUCAGCUGCUCUGAGCAGCGGUAG